Pochonia chlamydosporia 170 is the source of this 1035-nucleotide messenger RNA. RefSeq names its product metallophosphoesterase domain-containing protein. The transcript has a single exon. The coding region runs from base 1 to 1035 and encodes 344 amino acids. NCBI's taxonomy places the organism in Eukaryota, Fungi, Ascomycota, Sordariomycetes, Hypocreales, Clavicipitaceae. The record is from RefSeq and is a predicted model, not a curated record. Gene Ontology annotation, molecular function: hydrolase activity.
AUGGCUAUUCUCAACUACAUCAACUAUGCGUCGGCCACAGCCGCCAUUGUUGCUACCAUCAUCGUCAGAGUUCUUUACCAUGGCAUAUCCUUCAAACCAACUCGAGAGUCUUUCCUCCUCAAGAAACUCGUCAGGCCCGUUUGCCGGGGCCAGCUCCUCCUCCGCCAAUACCUAUUCUGGCCUACCGUAUAUCUCGCCAGGGUUCUCUAUGCGUUCCAAAGGCAAGAUCCGCUCCUUCGCAUCUUUAAGCUAGAUCCCGUCACCGUUGUCUGCAUAUCAGACACACACAAUACAUACCCCGAAGUGCCAGACGGAUACGUCCUAGUCCACGCCGGUGAUUUAAGCAAAUCCGGUACCUUUGAGCAGAUCCAGGAAACCCUCACGUGGUUGAAUUCCCUGCCGCACGAGCACAAAAUUGUCGUUGCGGGUAACCACGACAUACUACUCGACCCUACUCUUGACAUCCAAAAUCCCAACAUUGACGCCGAAUCACUGCGUGCAAAGCUGAAUUGGGGCAAUAUCAUAUACCUUCAGGAUACGGCAACUGACAUUACCUGCUCCAACGGCCGCAAGCUCAAGAUUUACGGAAGCCCCAAGUCCAAAGACUUUGGAAGCCCAAACCAGGCCUUUCAGUAUCCUGCAUCCCAAGAUGUGUGGCAUAGAAGUAUCCCCUCCAGAGCUGACAUUUUGGUCACGCACUGUCCACCUCGGGCUCAUCUGGACAUACUAAGUGUAGGGUGCAAUUAUCUGCUCAAGGAGCUUUGGAGGGCCCGGCCGAGACUGCACGUGUUCGGCCAUUGCCAUGACGGCCACGGUACUCAACAGCUCCCGUUUGAUGAUUUUCAAAAUAAUUAUGAGCAGAUCGUUAUCAAUAAUGGCGGAAUCAGAAGAUUGCUUUGGAUGUUCGAGGACCUUGUCCGCUCGUGGCGGAAGCACCAGCCAGGACCACCUCUGCCGUGGACGCACUUGGUGAAUGCGGCUUCCGCUGAUGGCUUUUUUCAUAAACGCAAGCCGGUUAUCAAGGUUGUGAUAUGA